Pundamilia nyererei is the source of this 737-nucleotide messenger RNA. Its product is annotated as granulins-like. The record is from RefSeq and is a predicted model, not a curated record. The transcript has 5 exons. Lineage: Eukaryota; Metazoa; Chordata; Actinopteri; Cichliformes; Cichlidae. Gene Ontology annotation, cellular component: extracellular region. Bases 137 to 736 code for a protein of 199 amino acids.
GAUGUGAAGUCAAGCUCUCAGCUGCUCCUCAGUGGGCGGGUCUUACCUGCACUAUAAAAAGCCAUGCAAGUUUCAGUGCGAAGUGGAAGUGCGAAAUAUACGACAGGAAACUGUUGAAUCUCUUCCCUAUCUGAAGAUGUCCAGGCUCACUCUGUGGUUGUCAGUCGGGGUGUUUGUGUGGGGAUUUGCUUCUUGCUCUAUCACGUGUCCUGAUGGGAGUACUUGCUCAGACAUCUCUACCUGCUGCAAGACUGAGUAUGGAUAUGGCUGCUGUCAGUAUCCAAAAGCAGUGUGCUGCGCAGACAUGGCCCACUGCUGUCCGUCAGGGUAUCGCUGUAACCUGGUGACACAGCUGUGUGAGAAACUGGACCAGCCGUGGCUGAGCAUUCCCAUGGUGAAGAAGGACGCUGCACAGAAACUCACAUACCCUUUCCUCUAUAAGCCAGCGCUGCCUUCAGUACCUGCCUUUGUCAUCCCUAUGUCAGAGGACAAAGAGAGCAUGAACGAGAUACCAGAACCAGCUCUAACACACGUCGGCUCCCCUGAGGCUCAAGUCAUUCGUUGUGAUUCCCUACAUUACUGCCAGGGGGGGAUGUCUUGCUGCCAGGCAUCCUCAGGCCAGUGGAACUGCUGUCCCUACCCACUGGGCCAGUGUUGUGCAGAUGGUCUGCACUGCUGUGAGUAUGGAUACACCUGCGAGGCCUCCUCCUUGAAAUGCAGAAAUUCUUACUCUUGAG